Molecule: messenger RNA, 924 nt
Organism: Sphaerulina musiva SO2202
Lineage: Eukaryota; Fungi; Ascomycota; Dothideomycetes; Mycosphaerellales; Mycosphaerellaceae
Exons: 1
Coding region: 1-924 (307 amino acids)
Source: RefSeq, a predicted model, not a curated record
AUGGGUAAAUUCAGAAGCACCCUCCGCAAGAUGUGCUGUGGCAAGAACUCUGCAUCAGUUGUCUCCCAUGGCGCAGAGUCCCCUACUACGCCACCGGUCAAGGAAGAGCCAGAAAGCUCGCUGGAGACUUCCAGCCCGCCGACCAAGGAAGAGCCAAAAAAGUCGCUCUCGACUUCUAGCUCGUCGACCAAGCCCGCCAGCUCUCCUUCCACGCCCGAUGAGCCUGUCGUGCAAGUACAGAAGGAACCCGAACCCUCUUUCGGCCCGCCAGCCCUCGAUCAAACUCCCAUUCCUCCUCCUCCUCCAACGACAGCAACAACAACAACGACAACAAUAAUAACAACAAUAACAACGACAGCGAAAUCAACAACAGACCCCUUCCCAGCUUCUCCACGCCCUUUUCGCGCUCCCAUACGCUCCUCAUACACCAAAGCCUACGGCCUCGCCCACGAACAAGGCAGCAAACUCCAACUCGGCACACCCAGCCGCACUCUCCACCCGCCUCGCGCCAUUCUCCGCGCCGAACAGAAAACCUGUUCGAACUUCUUCUGCGAAAUCCAUCUCGCCAAGAGGUCGCCGCAGCAAGUAUUGUGGUUGGCGAAGAGGAAGAUGAUCAGGGAGAUGGAGGCGUUGGUUGCCCAAAUGGAAAAGGGCAAGGAGAAGGAGAUGUGGAUGAGGAAAUUGGCGGCUUUGAAGGGCGUCGAGAUGUAUGAUGAUGAUAGUGAUUUUGAGACUGAGAAUGAUUUUGAUGAUUCUGAUAGUGAUUUUGAUUAUGAUAGUGAGAGUGAGGGCGAGGAUGAGAUUGCGGCUGCUUUUGACGAGAAUGAAGGAGAGGAGGAGGAGGAGGAGGAGGAGGAGGAGGAGCAGAGGGAGUCGAUGGCGAGUUUGGCGGAUUUGGAGACUCUCCAGGCGAUUUAUGAAUGA